AUGUCAAGCUAUCAUGGCUGGGAUAUGGAGGAGAUGAAGGCAGCGCAAGCAGCGAGAGAUAACAUGGAGCGAGGACCCAAGCGGAGGAAAACGGCAUCCGCUACUUCUCCAUCUACUAGCUUUACACCAAUCAACAUCUCCAGUAACGCUUCUCAUCCACCGUGGAAUGGAAGUAAGGAUCUUCUCCGAAAUCCAACCACCCGAGAUGCCAUUCUUCGAGCUCACCCGUCGAGGAACCCUCUCGUGGCCAGGUACCUUGGCCUUGACGAUAACUUGGCGGCCCAACCGCCGGUAGAGGUUCAUCCUGAAAUCACUGGCAUUGAAGCUGUAACUAAAGCAGCAGUUCGUAAGCGUGCCCCUAGGAGCAAGCAGAAAGCCAAUACGAAGAGGCCAGUCUCAGACGGGACGCAUGCUGCGAAGCCCAGGAAAAAGGCCACGCACGAGAAAGUUGCCUCGGACGUGAUAGACUUUGGUUACCAGCCUCCGCGAAUGCCUAAAUCCCAACACGUCGACGUUCCCAACUCACGCUCGUCAUUCCCGAACGGUCUGCAAGCCGAGAACAUAGGCUACACUCUCUCCAAGCGGAUCAUUAGCGAACUUGACGCCUCUAGGCCCCAGUCGCUAUCGACGCCCGGAAGCUAUGGGAGCAACCUCGAAUCGGAGUCAGCACCACUGCCUUGUUCUGAUCGAGUUCCUGUGAUUGCACACGUUACGUCGCUCGACGCAGUCAAAGCACAGCAAGGCACCCGUUGCUCGGUGUACAUGGAGCCCUCUCAGCCAGAAAGCAGCCUAAACUUGCUACAGAAGAAAAGUGCCGGUACCCGGCUCGCCGAUGGUAUACCUUCGCGUGCGACUGAUGCGUCCCUCGCGGCUCAGUCCAAUCCGCCAAUACGCCGCCGCGAUGACCUUCUUCAAGACUCCGAGCGAGGAGCUUACAGGGUGCACGAUCCGCUUGAAGGAACCCGCAGUCAAUCUGAGCCAGUACGACCACUGGCCCAUCUUCCCCAUCCAAGAGUUCUCGAAGUCAUUGAAGAGCUCCCUGAAGUGGUGUCCCCUUCACCGCCAGAUUCCAAACCAGGGUUACGAAACACUCAAAGUCCUGCGGGUUUAGCAGGGUUUAACUUGGAGGCGAGGAACCGGCAAGUUCUGUCCUUUGAACCAUCUACAACGAAUGGGUCUGCUGGACUUGACGACUUCGACGCCGAUGUGGACGAUGAAGAUCUCUUACAACUUGCUGCGAGAUGCCACACUCCCGAUCUUACGGAGGCAGAGAGUCUGCCCGACUUGACCUUCGAGUCAUGCGAGAGCCGAGAACAGGGUACCAUCCAGCAAUUGCCUACUCCGUUACCAUCAUCCAGUUCUGCCCGCGGCGUACCUGUCCCUGCAGCUUGCGACGAUUCUAUGGACUGGACGCCUUUGGUCGAUUCCGACGAUGCCGAGUUCCUUAAAUCGACGCAGGACUUAGAAGUAAACCCUACCGCACCGGAGCAGUACUCGGCUGCUGAACCAGCCAAAGCGACAUCUAAGCGACAAAUGCGAGUUCACAUCCCUAGGUCAAGCUCGAUGCCAUCCUCAGCUUCACCGCCAGAUGAAGUCCCAACGCAGCUUGGAGAAAGUAACAGCUCCCGGCCCAUCGUCAGACCUCCUUUCCCUUGCCAAGUUCAGGAUCGGUCCCCCAUCAUCUGCUUGUCAGCAACAAGCGUUCUCCGUACCUGCUUUCGUGCAGGUGAAGCCCUCAACAUAGGCUGUCAAGCUGUCCGUGAGGGCCGAACUGUCAUCAUCGAGCUCUAUGCCACGGUUCGGUCAUCCUUCCGCGAACCAGACACCGUCACGCAGCAUUUCGUUAUCGGCGACUUGUUCCAUGACCGUCCUCCGUACAUCAAUGCCGUGUACGAACUCUGGAAAGGAGUCGAUCUGUGGGACUACGACAGCAGCAGAUUUCUCGAGCAAAGUGAUGCUAGGAGGAUGUGCAGGUGCAUAGGGCAGAUGAAGAGAGACGACCGUAAGUGGAAGCUCUUGAUCCUAAACAUAUGGGAAGCGAGCUGGGAGGAUAUCGACUAUGUGAAAGAUAUCAUCUGCACAUGA
Coniosporium apollinis CBS 100218 is the source of this 2085-nucleotide messenger RNA. RefSeq lists its product as uncharacterized. Bases 1 to 2085 code for a protein of 694 amino acids. The record is from RefSeq and is a predicted model, not a curated record. NCBI's taxonomy places the organism in Eukaryota, Fungi, Ascomycota, Dothideomycetes. The transcript is spliced from 2 exons.